ACAAUAGCAGUGAACGCAAGCUUCUCACCAAGCUGUGUCUACCUCGACAUGACAUCAAAACUGUGGUCGACAUUCGGCUGUGAGACAGCGGGUGGGACGUGGCGGCUGGAGUGGUAGAGUGCCGCUGUAACCACACCAGCAACUUCGCCAUCCUCAUGCAAGUGGUCCCAUUCGAGGUGGCAGAGGCUCACAGAGUGGCUCUCAGCAUCAUCACAUAUAUCGGUUGCAGCAUCACUCUCAUUACCCAGAUAAUGGCCAUCACUGUCUUCACUUGUUUGGGGUCUCUCACCUGCGAGAGGGUGUGUGUUCACCGCAAUCUCUGUCUCGCCAUAGCCAGUGCGCAGGUCACGUUUCUGGCGGGUGUGGACGCCGUUGGAGAGCGCGUGGUGUGCUCUAUAGUGGCCCUGUUGCUGCACUAUUGUUACCUGGCGGUGUUCACUUGGAUGCUUGUGGAGGGACUUCACCUGUACAGCCAGGUGGUGCGAGUGUUCGGCACAGAGCACCUGCGCGUGCGGUACUACGUUUGUUUCGGCUGGGGCAUUCCCCUUAUUUUGGUGGCAAUUUCUGCAGCGACCAACUGGCAGGGGUAUGGCACGCCGACAAGCUGCUGGCUGUCCACACAGAGGAAAACUAUUUGGGCAUUUGUAGGGCCUGCUUUGGCUAUCAUUAUGGUAAAUCUUGUGAUCUUGGGAAUUGUGGUUAAAAUUGUGGCAGCAGCAUCCAAGCUAGACAAGCGCAGUCGAUUCCAUCAUGUCAGGGCUGGGGCUAAGGCAGCUCUUCUGCUGCUUCCCUUGUUGGGACUCACAUGGUUGUUUGGUCUGGCUGCUGUCAACCAGGACUUGGUUGUAUUCCAGUAUCUCUUUGCCAUCUUUAACACUUUGCAGGGUUUCUUCAUCUUCUUGUUUCACUGUGCCUUCAACACAGAAGUGCGUCAGGCUUUUAAACGUCUACAGGAGCGACGGUCCUUGCAGCGUGGAGACUUGUCAUCAUCAUCAGGUUACAGCAGCUCUGCCUCUAUGUCACCCACACCACAGACUCAGGAAGCCAAGCUGAUGUUUAAGAAACCUGGCAUCUUUUACGACUGUCCUGGCGGUUGUAAAAUCAACCGUAUUGUGCCUGCUGGUUACACGACAACUACCACAAUCGCCAGCACCACCACCGCAUCACCUGCCACAAGUGGCCACCAAGAUGGUCGGUGCAGCAACUUAAGCUUGGAUCAGAAAUGCAAAACGGAGGAGAUGGCACUUAUGUUCAUCUAAGACAAUAUAUACAUGUCAUAUAGCGUAUGCUGUCGAAGUGAUAAACAGCGCUGAUUCUUAUGGUCGUAAAUGCAUUCUUACUUAGAAUGUGCUGUUUCUGACAAAUAAAGAAAGAAUAUAUAUAUCACAAUAAAUUUUACACAGAAAUAAACAGCAAAGUAAAAGAAUUAGCCUUAAAUUACACGUAUAAUUUAUUUUACAAUAUAAUGGUUGAUAUACAUUCUUGUUUUGACUCCAGGAGAGAUUGUGGGCACGAUCGAGUGUGCAUAGAGCGUAAAGUGUUAGCACGUGCUAACAAUUAUUAAACCAAUAA
Molecule: messenger RNA, 1572 nt
Organism: Pomacea canaliculata
Lineage: Eukaryota; Metazoa; Mollusca; Gastropoda; Architaenioglossa; Ampullariidae
Product: adhesion G-protein coupled receptor D1-like
Exons: 12
Coding region: 156-1259 (367 amino acids)
Biological process (GO): adenylate cyclase-activating G protein-coupled receptor signaling pathway; cell surface receptor signaling pathway
Cellular component (GO): membrane
Molecular function (GO): G protein-coupled receptor activity
Source: RefSeq, a predicted model, not a curated record